CACCUUUCGUCUUUAUUCCCUUCACAAACAAUCAAUAAACCCCACAACGUCAAAAUGCCCGGCAACAGCGGAAACCGUACGCCUUCCUCACCCUCCCUCGCCCCCUUCCCCCCGCUCCCCUACCCAAAACUAACCCAUCCCUCCCCCAACCAAACAGAAGGCUCAAACCCCUUAAACAACAUCUCGGACCAAUUCAACAAAGCCACCGGCAACGCCAAGGACACCUUGAACAACGCUACCGGCGGUCUUGGCGACAAGACAAACAACGCUACCUCCGGCGGACAGAAUGUGUCGAAUAAGUUUGGUAAUGCGACGGGGAACUUGAGACAGCAGGCUAGGGAUUUUAUUGGGAACAUUACUGGGGGGAACAAAUAGGUGGUUAGCGUGUAUGUGAUAUAUGAGGGGUACAUAUGGGCAUUUGUGUCCUGUAUCUAUAAUCACAAGAUACAAUAAUUUGAUACCUACGGAUACUUGGUAGAUGUGAGAUGUGAGAUGUAUAGCCGUUUUCGUGUAUACCAGC
Aspergillus glaucus CBS 516.65 is the source of this 520-nucleotide messenger RNA. RefSeq lists its product as uncharacterized. The record is from RefSeq and is a predicted model, not a curated record. The coding region runs from base 55 to 375 and encodes 106 amino acids. The transcript has a single exon. Lineage: Eukaryota; Fungi; Ascomycota; Eurotiomycetes; Eurotiales; Aspergillaceae.